UGCACUCCCACACCCUCUGUGCCUGCCCAGUGCCUUCUCCACGCAUUCUCCCCCCAUCCAUCCCCUCUCCGUGGACUCCCGGCCAUGAACAGCUCCACAGCAGGCUCCGAGGGGGGCUGGCAUCCCGAGUCCGUGAUCAUUCCCCUGGUGUACCUCGUCAUCUUCCUCGUGGGCACGGUGGGCAACAGCCUGGUCCUGGCCGUGCUGCUGCGCAACGGGCAGGUGCAGAACACCACCAACCUCUUCAUCCUCAACCUGGGGGUGGCCGACCUCUGCUUCAUCCUCUUCUGCGUCCCCUUCCAAGCCACCAUCUACACCCUGGAGGGGUGGGUGUUUGGGCCCUUCAUGUGCAAGGCUGUCCACUUCUUCAUCUACCUCACCAUGUAUGCCAGCAGCUUCACCCUGGCCACCGUCUCCCUCGACAGGUAUUUGGCCAUACGAUACCCCCUGCACUCGAGGGAGCUGAGGACGCCCCGGAACGCCCUCAUGGCCAUCGGCCUCAUCUGGGGGCUUUCCUUCAUCUUCUCGGGCCCUUACCUCAGCUACUACCAGGAAUUCCAGCUGGCCAACCUGACCGUGUGCCACCCCAUCUGGGAGAUCUCCCAGCGCAAGGUCAUGGACAUCUGCACCUUCGUCUUCAGCUACAUCAUCCCGGUGCUGAUCCUGAGCCUCACUUACGUGCGGACUAUUCGCUACCUGUGGAAGUCCGUGGACCCUCUCCAAGACAUGUCCGAGUCCAAGAAGGCCAAACGGAAGGUGACCAGGAUGAUCAUCAUUGUGGCCGUGCUGUUCUGCCUCUGUUGGCUGCCCCACCACCUGGUCAUCCUCUGCGUCUGGUUCGGGUACUUCCCCCUCAACCACUCCACGUACGUGCUCCGCAUCCUGUCGCACGUCAUCUCCUACGCCAACUCCUGCGUCAAUCCCAUCGUCUAUGCCCUGGUCUCCAAACACUUCCGCAAGGGCUUCAAGAAGAUCUUCAGCUGCCUCCUGCACAAGAAGGCAGCCCACAGGGUGCACGUGGCCCAGGUGACCAACACCGUCAGCACGCUGGAGGCAGAGCUCAGCGAGGUGACCCAGCUCAGCGAGGCCCUGCCCGGCCGCUCCGCCACACGCUGCAGGGUCCCAGCCCAGCCCUGGGGGGAGGUGGAGCUGGUGGGACAGCAGCACAAAGCAGAUGGCUCCUUUGUCACCUUCAGUGUCAGCUAGCAGAGCUUCUCCCCACCCCACGGCUUUGCGGGCUCCUGCAGCAAUGGCAGGCCUGGGGACAGGCCACGUUUUGGGUUGAAAUGUGGCCAGUCGGACUCCUUCCAUUCAA
Molecule: messenger RNA, 1315 nt
Organism: Pseudopipra pipra
Lineage: Eukaryota; Metazoa; Chordata; Aves; Passeriformes; Pipridae
Gene: GALR2
Product: galanin receptor 2
Exons: 2
Coding region: 85-1206 (373 amino acids)
Biological process (GO): G protein-coupled receptor signaling pathway
Cellular component (GO): plasma membrane
Molecular function (GO): G protein-coupled receptor activity
Source: RefSeq, a predicted model, not a curated record